AAUUGCAAAUGGCGUCCGUUGUUAUUGUUCGUACCGAUUAACUAUUUGUAAAAUAUUUACUGAUCUUUUUACGGAUUUUUCUAUUGAACUAUUAUUCUGAUCGGAUGUGAUAACCUUCAAUUAUACGGCGCGAUACUAUUUAUGUGCGUUUUUAUGUAUUUUGAGUGUUUUUUUUCGAAAUCUAUGUGUGUCAUGCAAAUGGGGUAAGCUAGAAGUAUCGGACGUCGCUUAGGUUGUUUUGGAUACUUUCAAUAAUAAAACCGAGUGGAGUUUUGUGACCUGAUGUGUAAAAAUGGAUUUAGCAUUAAGUUUAUUAGUUAACAAUUCGUGUUAGAAUUGCUAUACAUUACAAGAACGUCUGCAAUUAACCAAUGUUCCAUGCCGUGACUGUACUCCCUGUACAUUUCAAAAUGGCUGCUGCUCUUCACGAUAUAUGAGCUUUGCGUCACUGGAAUAUAAAUCUGUGGAUUUGAUUGAAGAAGAGAAACCCCGGCUUGUAGUCGUGUGGUUCGAUGUGAAAAGUUUAAUUAAAGUGACAAACAGUGUCCAUAAGAAGGCAAGGACAGCACAAAAGUAGCGUAUCAUAUGUUUUGGCAGUAGUGGACACUGAGUGACCAUAGAACCGAUAUUGCCUUGCGAGCCGGAUUGUAAUGUUGAGCUUGCUUUUCCAGGAUGAUUUGGAAGACAAGAGAAUAGAAAUUUAGUGAUAUUGAGCGGAAUGUGACAUUGUAUGAUAGCAUGGCAGCGGACAGCGAUGGGCUAGGUUCGUGCGCUGCCUCGUGCGGCGUGGUCGUUACUUGCGAGGGCGACCUCCGCGACCCGCGCUUUCCCGCGCGCCUACGCCGCCUCUUGCGCGAACUGCGGCAACUUCUCGCCGAGCCUCAUCCGCAUACGCUGAAAGUCAACAAGGUGGAGCCGUGGAACUCGGUGCGCGUAACGCUGUCGGUGCCGCGUGCGGCAGCGGCACGUUUGCGCGCGUUGGCGGCGGCGGGUGCUCCGCAACUGCGUGCGUUGGGCAUUCUCUCCGUGCAGUUAGAUGGAGAUGCUGCAGUCUCGCUGCGGUUGCAGCACGGCGCAGAAGUUAGGAUUAAUACUGAAGCUGAUGAUGCGGGUACAUCGAGAUCGCAAUCUAACGAGCUUCUCUCGAACUUGGGUGGCAUAGGCCGCCUUUUGGCCGACGAUGGGGCUUCUACGAGCACCGAAGCCACGCCCCCGCGGGAGAACUUCAAGUCCCCGAACACCGUAUGCCCCAUGGACGGUAAAAUACCGCAGAACAUUCCCACGCCGACCGAUCGCUGUGAAUUCCCCUUUGGCAGUAUGACGCAGGCCAGGGUCAUACACCGUAAGGAGAAUACGUUAGGUUUAACGGCGACACCUCUUCGGGCAAGUUCAACGGAGGGGCAAUUCGUGCGGCCCUCUACGUCGUCCUUUCCCGGCCCGCCACCUCCCUAUCCCGCUCCUACGCCCCCGACCCCUACUUCUGCCCCCACUGUCGCCAUGUCUUCGCCCCUAUUAGUCAAUCUCCUCCAGAAUGAUGCCCCUACGCCGCAACCUAGACCGAAAGCGCCGCAUCCGGCUAAGUUGGACCGGCUUGAGGAUUCACAGGUGGAACUAGCCGUAGGCCGAGCGCCGUUCGAGUACCGUGGGGCGCGGCCGACGAUCCGUCCCCCCGCGCCGACGACAUCUCCCAUCCCCUCCCCCUCCUCCCCCCGCCCCAGGCCGAACUUCAUCCGACGGGCAUUCGUGGCGCGUCCCCAACCCCCGACGCAGUAUCGGGCGCCCCCCAACGCGACGAUCGUCACCCGGCAACGGUUUCCGUAUCCCGAAUUCCCUCCGCCCCCGCCCCCAUACAGGCAAGCGGUGCCCAGGCCUAGACCCCAGCCGCCGCGAGUCACUCAGGAAGACCUACAGGCGUUGUUGCCGCCGCCGCCCACCUCCAUGGAUCAGAAGACGCAGUCCAGUUUCCAGGUAUGUGAGUUCCAGCGGUAUCAGCAGCAAUACAACGCCCGGCAGCGCGCCGCGUCCCGAGCCGCCAACGCCCCGCAGCCCGACUGGAACGAGCCCUACCGGGACACGUUAGGACUGGCCUUGCCCGAAUUGCCCGACGGCUGCGACCUAGACCAGCUGCUCCCCUCUCUCCCCCCGGACCUCAACCUGGACGACACCGCCCUCUCCGCCAUCUCCGACCUCGACUCCAAUAAGCUCGAUCUCCUCUACGAGCAGGAGCACUCCAACCCCGAUGCCCUGCUGCAGGAGAUCACCGGUGUCCAGUACCCCCUGAACGGGCCCGACGUGCCCGCCCAGAACGAAGUGCCUAAAGACUUCGGCGAGAAUAACUUCAUGCCGCCGCCGCCGCCACCCGUGCCUUCCAAGUUCCAGAACAGUCCGAAUCCACCUUUCAAGUCGCCCCCUAACGACAGGAUCAACCAUUUGACGAAUAUGCCCCCUCCGCUGAGACUCCCCGUGAGGGCCACGGCUUCGGUCUCGACGGCGACGGUCGGCUCCCAAGCGACGGCUCAGGAGAUCGAGGAGCAGAACAAGCGGUAUCUCAUCAAAACUCUCAUGAGAGACGACGAGCCGCCUCCGCCGCCGCCGCCCAAGGAGCCCGAGAAGAAGCCGGAGGUCAUCGUCGCCCAGUGUAAAGUCAGGGAUGGGGCCGAAGCGUCGGAGAUUUUUUCAAAAACGGACGACGAUAAGAAAGACGACGACAAAUCGAAAAGCAAAAUGACAGCCAGGAAAGACGUCAAAGACGAUAAGUUGGUCGCGCAGAAAGGGGGGAAGCCCCGGAGCGGGGCGAAAGAGAAGCCCGCGGUACUGAAGGAUAAGAUUGUGCGCGACGGAAAGUCUGCCAAAGUUGCCUUAACGCGGCCUCACGUCGCGAAACCUUCGACGCCCAACGCCGAGGCGCCGAAGUCUCCCCCCGGGGAGAAGGAGUCCAUUAAGUUACGGCUGAAGCUCGAUAAGAACGAGCCCGUCGUACAACCCGUGUACAAAGCGGAUAUUAGCUUUAAUAACCAGCAACCCAAAACCGAUAAACCGGCGGAGAGCGAGCCCAGAGUUCCACCUUUACACAUAAGUUUGCGGGGGCGGAAUUCCAAAGUCAUAACGAAUUCUAAAAAAGAAAAGAAAAAAUUAGCCCCCGGCGAGUUACACAAAAAGGUGAAAAUCAGAAAGUCAAUAGAGUCCGAUGAGAAAUCGCAUCGGAGGGAUUCAGAUGAAUCUCUGGCCACAAAAUCUAGUGAUAGCACAGAGAAUUCGAAGACUGAUGAGUAUUUACACUUGAAGAAUAUGAAACUCAACAAUCACUUCGACGCCGAUGGUAUUAAGACGGAGGUCACCGGGGAUAAUAACGUAGUCUAUAGAAUGAAGACGAUAUCGAAGAACGCGCAUAUCGUAACCAAACACGACUACAAAUUAAAUAACAAAAUUCAGAAUUUAGAUAUGAAAUUAAAAAAGAAAUCGAAAGUCCUCAGUGACGGUAAGGCGAUAGAAAAAGAAAGAGAUAAAGAAUGGAGGAACGAUUUGCUAGACAAGGAGGGGAAAUACGCGCAAAACGAGGGCUACAGAGAGAUAAACAAUCACGAGGCAAAGAAGAAGUUACCGACGAAAGUUGAGGCAAAAUGUGAUAUUAAAUCCAGUGAAGUGCAAUCGGUUGACAGUGAAUGUGAAAAAGACGGCAGUGAAGUGAGACUGUGUCUUAGUGAAAGGACAGUGGGUGAGGAGAAAGAGGACAAUAAGUUAAAAAGGACACUUACCGAUAGUGCUAUUACCUCCCCCAAUGGGCUCUUAUCCUCUGAGAAGAAGAGGAAGACCACACAUAGUUCCUGUCCAGAUCCUCCUGGAUCGACAAACGUAGGCACGAUAGGUGGACCCCGGGGGGACUCCCCGCCCGCCUCUAGUCAGCGAACAGGCGCCGUCUCGCCCAGGAGGAAAGAGCGUCCCAAGGACAAGUCCUACUGCAAACACGUGGCAGAGAGAACCACUCGGCCCGAAGCUGAGAAAUUCACGAACAGGUCGCCCAACUCUCAAGCCCAAGGGGAAGACUCGGGAAUCGAAUCCAUGGAUGCCUUAUCGGAGAAAUCCCCUAAUCAAGCCAGCCAAUCGCCCCCCGGCCCCCAGAGGAAAGAACGCCUCGAUAUGCCCAGAUCGACCAGUCCCACCUCGGUCCAGAGGAUAAUCGGCGUCAUCGACCCCACCCCCGCUUCUGAUGAACUUUUAGAAAGGCUAUCGCUGGCCACGGGGCAACCCCAUUAUGACCCCGGGCCCCCGGAUAUCGAUGACAUAGGGGACAUCGAAGCGGAACUGGCCAAGAUGCACGACCACAUAAACGGGGACGACGCGCCUCGGAGACCGCUCGAUGUGAGCAAUCAGACCAAAGAAGUUAAAAGAACACCCACGCCUGUACUGAGAGACGACGAUAAGCCGCCUUGCCAAAGUAUAGAUAGAGGAAACGACCAAGAAAAGAAAGAAGAUGUCAAACUGGAAUGUAAUAUUGCUCAAAAGGACGACGCGACGAAACAGGAGAGAAACGUUUCGCCGAAAAAGGAAAAGGGUGAAGAAUUUGAUAACUUGCCAAGCAGAGUUUCGCCUCCUCUCUAUACGUAUUCUAAUCAAGAAAAGUCAACGGAAGGGCACGAGAUGAAGGAAGAAAAAUCCGCCAUCGAAAAUGGUGAGGCAAAAAAUUGCGAACCGGAAAAUGAUAAGACAGAGGUUAAAUUAGAAAGAUUACCGCUCAAAGCGGAUUUCCCCGAUAAGAGCUUAUUAGAGCAAUUGCUGAUAGAGAUACCGACGCCCGAUUACGUCACCAAACGGCCGGAGUCGCCCUCCCCAUCCGCCUUAGAAAGGGUCGCGCGGAGCACCGUGCGCACGAGAUCUAGCAGCAAAAUGAACAGCCCCGCGGACGGACCCAAGACUCCGCGGCUCAGUCCGGGCCUGAGUAAGCUCGAGCGGUCGGACUCUCCCGCGCUUCAACCCAGGAACUGCUUGAGAAGCGGUUCCGUCGACAAAACCAGUCCCAAAACAGCCGCCGUCGCCAACGCCAACGCCAAACCCGUUCCUGGGGGAAAGCGAAAACGUCGCGAGUCAGAAAGUUCGUGCACGUCCACCGUUAGCAUAGAGGAGGGUCUGUCGCCGGGCCGGACGAAGAAGAAACCCAGACGGGUGGACCAGAAACCUGGGAUCCCGGCGGUCGGAGGGAAAGGGAAGAAGGAUUCGGAUAGCGAUAGUGACGAGCCGUUGAUCUGCAAGGUGCGGGGGAAGGGGGUGAAGACAGUGAAACCGGGGGUGAAGGUGGUGAAAGGGGCGGAAGGGGUGGGGACGAGACGGUCGGUGCGCCACGGGGCCGCACCUACCACGCCUGCCACGCCGGCGCCGCCCAACACCACCACUGUUAGGCGGAAAACAAGGAGUGCUGUGGGCGAAGGCACUACGGCAAGUCCCAGUGCGGUGCGCAGAAGACGUGCGUCCCGCGACGGCAAGUGACGGCGGCGACGCGCGCGUUCCCACGCGCUUUCCUUGUCCCCUUUGCCCCUCCCUUUGGCCCCUCUUCCCCACCCGUGCCCCCUGCCGCGCCACCUCCAGCUGCCCCUUUUCUACCAGCUAGACUGACACACAACUAUACGUACUGUGAUGAAUCGUGAGAGUAUCGCGAGUGAGAGGACUAAAUCGGUGCAUACAAGUGCGGCCCACACUUUUCGAAUGUUCGAGAUCGCUCGCGCAUCAUAAUUUUCCAUUUUAUGAAUCUCAGCUGUUUAUAAAUGAAAAUUUUACCCAAUUACGCGCUUUAUUUAUUCGUAAUACGAGCGAUGGUGGACUUUGUCAGUAAUUUUUAUUUUAGUGAACAAACGAUGUUACCAUUCACUAUGAAGCACUCAGUUUUAACUAAGUUUAUUUUCUUGUAUGGUGUAUGUGGGCGUGGCCGCUUCGGCACGCGAGGGAGCCUUAGUCUAGAGAAUAGAAAUGUAUCAAUAUUGUACAAAAAGCACUCUUACUUGUAGGCACAUUGUUAUAAUAGGAUAAUAUACCCGAGAGAUAUAAAGAGUAAAUUCAUAAAGUUUUAAAAAAAUAUUUUCAUACGUUUUUGCACGAUUCGUAACUUCGUGAAGUGAACCGCGUUCUAGUUUUAUCGCGUUUUGGCGGGAAAUUUGACAGCUUGCAUUUUCAAUCUAAUUUAAAGGGUUUCUCAAGAUGGCGGUUUCCCGCGCAAAACGACCGCUAUUACGAUGUAAUGUUAGUGUUUUUAUGAUUAAGAAUUCACGACCAAUAAUUGUAAUUUGAAUGUGACAUUAUACUUAAAUAAUUUCUUAGUACACGAUUAUAAUCGUGAGUGUUUCAACAGUUGUCUGUUUGGGCUUCCAAUAUUCUAAACAAACCUUUAAUUUAUCGUUUACUGUGAAUGAAGAUAGACUGAAACAAGAUUCUUUGAAAAUCAUUCCGUCUCGCUAGGAUUUAUGAGGAUACACAUAGGUUAGAGCGAGAUGAAUAGAUUUGAGUUUCUUUCCCACUAGUUGUCUUUAUUCGCUCGCGUUGCUUUUAUAUCCAAUCUCCUAUUUCAUUUGUUGCUUUUAAUUCUUUGACUUUAAAUUAAUUAACCCAGUGAUCGUGACGUAAAGCAAUUUUAUUUAGGCACUAUAGCACUGUACAUAGUGAAAUGAAUUUUUGAGAGCUUAGUUGCUAAGUAGGCUUAGUAUUUAUUACAAUUUUGAAACUAUUUUUCUCGGCAACGUUUUAAAAAUCGAUGUUAUUACUUUGCGGCCCUAAGUCUGAGAUACAAUCCUAAGCAAUAAAGGUGGAUGUGAAUCGGUUAAUUUUUAUAGUUCUAGAAUUUUUAACACUUUACAAUCCCAUUUGAGUCACAAUUUUUCUUUCCCCGCGGUUUCUCCCUUUCCUUGACGUAUUGUCAAUGUGAGUUGAUCAGUGAUAGUGCUACAAUACAAAGGUAUUAGUGCGUAUGUAGUUUAAUAUACAGCAUCACACAAAGACCUUUCUGUUGAUUCGGGAAUCUUCAAAAUUGUUGAAACCACAGUAAAGUUGAAUGUUAUAUUGCGCCAAAAUUCAUAUUUAUAAUCUGCUUUAAUGACAUUUUAAUUUAAUGCAUAGCUUAUAGGCAAACAGGAAGGUCUUUGUUUGAUGUUGAUUUUGAGAAUAUUUUAUAGUUAAAUAUAAUGAAUUGCCUGAUAAUUGUGCCCUAAAACAUGUGCCGUGGUUAGAGCUGUGUCUACUGCAUUCUCUAUAAUGUAAUUUUAGUUUUGGAAUACGUCCGCAUCCGGCGGUGGUACGUUUCAAACUGGACUUUUUAGGCGCUGUUGAAUUGAACAUAUUUACUAUAUUUUUUAAAUCUACCCUCCAAUUUGAAACGUUCGGUUGCCGCAUGUGGGAGUGUUCCAAAAUGUUUUAGCGUGUAAUAGUUGUGUGCGAUAGAUGUGGGAUUAAGAAGGGGGGUAGCGUGCGCACGCCUUUUGUGUUAAAUUUUUCGUGGAUAUUAAGUUAUUAGUUGAAAAAAUUCGGUUUAAACCGAUGUAAUCUGUAAAUCUUAUGUAUAGUUGGGGAAAUUAAUAUAUGUUACGCGUUAAGAAUGUUUUUCUAUGAUUUUGUUCGGGAGUUUUGUACAUAGGGGGGCGUCGUCGCGGUCUCCUGCCGGUGAAGCCUUGUAUUAUAAGAGUAGACCCGCAAGCCUGUACCAUAUAAUUAUAAUAAACUCUCAAACUAGGUGUGUAUAUUGGGUGUAUAGUUA
Molecule: messenger RNA, 7732 nt
Organism: Pieris rapae (cabbage white)
Lineage: Eukaryota; Metazoa; Arthropoda; Insecta; Lepidoptera; Pieridae
Gene: Ncoa6
Product: protein piccolo
Exons: 9
Coding region: 739-5481 (1580 amino acids)
Biological process (GO): positive regulation of transcription by RNA polymerase II
Cellular component (GO): histone methyltransferase complex; nucleus; transcription regulator complex
Source: RefSeq, a predicted model, not a curated record